Juglans microcarpa x Juglans regia is the source of this 791-nucleotide messenger RNA. RefSeq lists its product as uncharacterized. The transcript is spliced from 3 exons. The record is from RefSeq and is a predicted model, not a curated record. The coding region runs from base 65 to 538 and encodes 157 amino acids. NCBI's taxonomy places the organism in Eukaryota, Viridiplantae, Streptophyta, Magnoliopsida, Fagales, Juglandaceae. Gene Ontology annotation, molecular function: structural constituent of ribosome. Gene Ontology annotation, cellular component: mitochondrion.
GCUUCGAAGAGCACGAAAGCCGAAAGUUUUUCACCGAGAAGAGAGACACAGCCGAACUCCAGAAAUGGCGACCGCUCUGGCGAACAGAGCUUCGAGCGAUCGAGCUCUAAGCCUCUUGAAGCUCCCAUUCAGCUUCCUCAGAAGCUUCAGUGCUGCUUCGCAAUCUCCUUCUGCGCCAAAUCCCAAUGCUUCUUCCUCGGCCUCGAAGAAACCCAAGAGAAGAAAGAAGAAGAACCUGUUCGAGGUCGCUCAGUUCUUACCUAGCUGGGGACUCGGGUACCACAUGGCCAAGACUCACUGGACCGGGGUCUCCUACGAGAUCACGAAGAUCAAUCUAUACAAGGAUGGUAGGCAUGGCAAGGCAUGGGGAAUCGUUCACAAGGACGGCUUGCCAGCUGCAGAUGCACCAAAGAAAAUAAGUGGAGUCCACAAGCGUUGUUGGAGGUAUAUUCCAAACUUGAAAAAAACAACGGAGAUUGCACCCAACUUGACCAAAUGUGCUGAAACUGCCCCGAAAGCUGAAGUUCAAGCAUCUUGAAUCGUAUCGACUAAUAAUAGAUACUGGUUGCCUGACGUGUUAUACCCUGAUGUCCUUUUUCAGCCGUUGAUGCCCCACUAUUUUAGAGUUUCACUCCAUUGGCACCGAUGUCGGCUGUAGUUUGUUCUCUAUUCAGUUCUUUCUGGAUGUAUUUGAUGCUUUUUUGUAGCAUCCUUGUGCACUGGAAGCAAAAGAAACGGCCUUUCGGCAAUGCAAAUGAAAAUAUGUCAUCACAAGUGAAGGUUGAGCAUGA